This is a messenger RNA of Musa acuminata subsp. malaccensis (wild Malaysian banana), 2094 nucleotides long. RefSeq lists its product as uncharacterized. Lineage: Eukaryota; Viridiplantae; Streptophyta; Magnoliopsida; Zingiberales; Musaceae. The record is from RefSeq and is a predicted model, not a curated record. Gene Ontology annotation, cellular component: nucleus.
UGGCCGGUUCUCCUUUAUCGGAACCCUGCGCUCGACGAUGGCCUUAGGCGAGCUCGUUAGCCGAUCCCAGAUCCCCGACGGUGGCGUAGCCAGAGAUCCACCGAUCAAUGGCGCCUCCGCCGCUGCCUCCGAGAGGAAAAAGGUCCGAGAAAGCGAGCGCCGCCGCCGUAGGCGGAAGCAGAAGAAGAACGACAGUAAAUCCUCUGUCUCCUUGGCCGACGACGGCGAGAAGAGGGGAGUAGAGGGAGGGGAAAUAGGCGCAGCUGAGGACGAGCGCAAUGAUUACCCCGAGGUCAACAUGAGUGUGGAAGUGGAGUACAUUCCUGAAAAGGCUGAUGUAGACGAAAGCAUUUUCGAGGAAUUCAAGAAUGUUAUCGAGAAGUUCAACUUCAGAGAUCAUGCUGGUGUCGAGGAUAAUUCAACAAAGGAUGAGACCAUGGGCAAUGCGGCAGCCAAGAAGGGAGAUUCAGAUACAGAAGAGGAUGAGCAGGAAACUCAGCAGAAGGAAAAAGGACUCUCGAACAAGAAGAAGAAGCUUCAAAAACGAAUGAAGAUUGCAGAACUGAAGCAAAUUUGCUCAAGGCCAGAUGUAGUUGAGGUUUGGGAUGCAACCGCAGCAGAUCCAAAGCUACUUGUAUUUCUUAAGUCGUAUCGAAAUACUGUGCCUGUUCCAAGGCACUGGUGCCAAAAGCGGAAGUUUUUACAGGGAAAACGAGGUAUUGAAAAACAACCUUUUCACCUUCCUGACUUCAUUGCUGCAACUGGAAUAGAGAAAAUAAGACAGGCAUACAUUGAGAAAGAGGAUAGCAAGAAGCUAAAACAGAAACAGCGUGAGCGCAUGCAACCAAAGAUGGGAAAGAUGGAUAUUGAUUAUCAGGUCCUUCAUGAUGCAUUUUUCAAGUAUCAGACCAAACCAAAGCUGACAACACAUGGAGAUCUAUACUAUGAAGGAAAAGAAUUUGAGUUCAAACUUAGGGAAAUGAAGCCAGGAAUGUUGUCAAGGGAACUCAAAGAAGCACUAGGGAUGCCUGAUGGUGCACCGCCUCCAUGGCUUAUUAAUAUGCAGAGGUAUGGCCCACCUCCAUCCUACCCUCACUUGAAGAUACCUGGGCUAAAUGCUCCCAUCCCUCCUGGAGCCAGCUUUGGUUAUCAUCCUGGAGGUUGGGGUAAACCUCCAGUUGAUGAAUAUGGACGCCCAUUAUAUGGCGAUGUUUUUGGGGUACUGCAGCAGGAGCAACUUAAUUAUGAGGAAGAACCGGUUGAUCGGAGCAAACACUGGGGAGAUUUGGAGGAAGAAGAGGAAGAAGAGGAGGAAGAGGAAGAGGAGGAAGAGAUGGAAGAAGAGGAAUUGGAGGCUGGCAUUCAGUCUGUUGACAGCCUUUCAAGCACUCCCACCGGUGUAGAAACACCUGAUGUGAUUGACUUGAGGAAGCAACAGAGGAAGGAGCCUGAGAAACCACUUUAUCAAGUACUUGAAGAGAAGGAAGAAAGAAUUGUUCCUGGGACUCUGCUGGGAACAACCCACACGUAUGUGCUUGGGGCGCAAGAUAAAACAGCUGCAAAAAGGGUUGAUCUUUUACGGGGUCAAAAAUCAGACAAGGUGGAUGUCACCAUACAACCAGAAGAGCUGGAAGUUAUGGACGAUGUUUUGGCAGCCAAGUAUGAAGAAGCACGAGAGGAAGAGAAGGUACGGAACCAGAAGGAGGACUUCAGCGAUAUGGUUGCAGAGCAAGCGGCAAACAAAAGAAAGCGCAAGGAGAAGGAAGGGAAAUCGAAGAAGAAAGAUUUCAAGUUCUAGACCAUGUGGCCUGGUCUUUUGCUUAAAGCUUACCCUUCUUAGCGUUCAGCAUAUAGGUAUUUUUUUCGACAUAUCUAGAUGUGUCAUUUUAAGGGAUUCUUCCACGGUUUAAUGCUCCUAGAUUUAAGGUGCACUUCAUCUUAUGUUCCAGGUCACUCACUCUUGCUGUGAAUGGAGUGUCGGGGAACAUUGUUUGUUUGUCUGCCACAAGCUGCUAUGUCAUGUUCUUAUAAAAUGUGUCUUUGUAGAAUAGCUAUUGAACUACAUUAAUAGAUCAUCAAGAUGAUUUGCUUGCA